This is a messenger RNA of Mobula hypostoma (lesser devil ray), 5744 nucleotides long. RefSeq names its product tRNA selenocysteine 1-associated protein 1-like. The coding region runs from base 102 to 1013 and encodes 303 amino acids. The record is from RefSeq and is a predicted model, not a curated record. Gene Ontology annotation, cellular component: nucleus. Gene Ontology annotation, molecular function: tRNA binding. Gene Ontology annotation, biological process: selenocysteine incorporation. The transcript is spliced from 9 exons. Lineage: Eukaryota; Metazoa; Chordata; Chondrichthyes; Myliobatiformes; Myliobatidae.
CUGAACUUGGGGCCUCAGCCCAAGCCGGUGGGUGAGGAAGCAGAGAACAGGCUGCGCUCAAACGGCGGAGGUAACUGUGUACGGACAGACGGACGGACAGAAUGGCCACCCUGUGGAUGGGAGACCUGGAACAGUACAUGGAUGAGACUUUCAUCAAGCAGGCCUUUUCAGCCAUGGGUGAGCCAACCAUUAAUGUAAAAAUCAUCAGCAACAGAAUGACCGGAACGUUAGCAGGCUAUUGCUUUGUGGAAUUAGCUGAUCAAACCAGUGCUGAUCGUUGUCUCCAUAAACUGAAUGGGAAGCCUUUGCCCGGUUCAAAUCCGCCCAAGAAAUUCAAGUUAAAUUAUGCAACGUAUGGAAAAAAAACAGAUGCAGGCCAAGAAUAUUCCAUAUUUGUGGGCGACCUCUCUCCAGAAGUUGAUGAUUUUCAUCUGUACGAUUACUUUGUUAAGAAAUAUCCAUCUUGUAGAGGUGGGAAAGUGGUUACAGACACAUCUGGAAACUCAAGAGGUUUUGGAUUUGUCAGGUUUUCUGAUGAAGCAGAACAGAAAAAGGCUUUAGAAGAAUGUCAAAACAGCAAAGGUUUAGGAGGAAAACCCAUCCGAAUAAGUAUAGCAGUGCCAAAAAGUGCAAAAACAAAAUCUGAAUAUCAACCAACUGCAAGCUACAACUAUACACAGUACUAUCAACAGUACCAGCAGUAUUACUCCCAGUGGGGUUAUGAUCCCUAUGCCAGCUAUGGCUAUGGGUACCCACAGUACGGUGCCACUGAAACAUCAGGAAUAACUUCUUCACUCAUGACAGAAAUGUCACAGCUGGCUGAGUUUCAACAAAAUACUACACUGAGUGAAGAAAAUGAAGAGGAAUGUGUGGAAGAUCCAGAUCCAAAGUUGGAUAUUGAUGAAGUUAACAAGCAAUUCAUGGAACAAAGUGAAGAACUGUAUGAAUCAUUAAUGAAUUGUCACUGGCAGCCCCUGGAUUCCAUCACAUCAGAGAUUCCCAGUGUAGUAUGAUUUAUUAAAAAAAGCUCUUCUGUAACAUAAUUCUUGCAUAUAUCUAUAUUUAAAGUGGGGGCUGUAUACUAGUUUAAGAUUAGUUGCGUUACGACCUCUCUCAAAUAGCAUUAGAUAUGCUGUAUAUUUCAGAAGACAUUUUUGUAUUGCAAAGUUCAACCUUGUCUGUGAAUUGGGUUCAUUUCAUAUAGUGCUCUUUAUCUAGAACCAGCUUGCUGAAUAAAGUCAUUUUCUGUCUUUAAUGUAAGAGAAUCUUCAGAUGCUGGAAAUAUUGAAAUAAUAACACAGUUCUGGAGUAACUCAGCAAGUCAGAUAGCAUUUAUGGAGGGAAAUGCAGGUGUUGUUUUGGGCUGUGAUACAUCAGAAAUGAUCAAACGAUCCUGAUGAGGGGUCUUGGCAUGAAAAGCCAACUUUUUAUUCCUCUUCCAUAGAUCUGCCUUAUCUUGGGCAAUCAGAGUAGCUGGUAGGCUAAAUGUAAUGGAUUGAGCAAAGCAAAGUUGUGAAAUAUGACCAGUCUUUGCUCUGAGUUUAUGUUGCAUAAGCUAAAAGACUUCUUCAAGCUUCAAGUCUAUUUGCUUCCUCCCACAAUAUAAGCCAUGUGUACAACAUUGUUUUUAUUUUCCCUCCUCUACUGUUCUUGGGAAUGUUUUUCCAUGUAACUUGCAUCUUCCCAUUCUUGCCAAGUUAAAUAAUGUUCUUGUUGAUUAAGCUCUUGAUAAGUUGCUUGUUAGCAGCCUAUACCUGAAGAUUCCAGUGCAUGGAACACAAGUACUUGCAACCAGUGACAAGAGGUUUUUAAUGCUAAUGAUUUUCAACUAAACUUAAAAUAAUCAUCUUGCUGCUGUAAGCACUUCAACUGCUAUUUGUCCAUUAAGUCUUGUAUUCUCAUUGUAUUUCUUUCAACAGUGAAUUUGAGAUGCCAUGUAACUUGAGUAAAUAAUGGAAGGAUGCUCUUUGCUGUGAGAGCAAACCAGCUAGUACUACUCCUUUCAACUACAAACAUUUGUACUUAACUGGUUCCCUUUCAAGUGCCACAGUUACUUUGCCUUCAGGAUUACAGGGAGUGGAUUCCAUAAUCCUAAAAAAACUCCUUUUGGGGGUGGGGGAAGAGAGAAUAUCUUUGGUUCACUUUUAGUCAAUGGCAUCAUAAUCAUUAAUCUUAAGGAUUCAAGUUUAUUUGUUAUGUAUACAUUGAAACAUAAUGCAAUGUGCUGUUUCCAUUGACAACCAACGCAGCUGAGGGUGUGCUGAGUGUAACCCACAAGUAUAAAGUAAUUUUGAUAACAACUUUGAUGGAAGUAAUUUCUCUAAGACUUCACACUUACUACCCUGAUUUGCAUAAUCUAUUUAUUGGCUGCCUCCCUCAUAUUCUUUUGUUGAUCUACUUCACUUCCAUGUCAGUCACUCCCUUGCUCUCUACCUUUUCUUUCUGAUCACAUUUCCAUUUGUUCCUUAUUUCCCCUUUCUUGCCUUUCUCCUUGUCUCUGUCUCUGUCUCUUCCCCCACCCCCCCCCCUUCCCUCCAUAUAUCCUAUGUCUCUGGUUUGUUCUUCUCUGCUAUACCAGCCAGGAGCAGCUACUUUGGCUGGUGUUACAGAAAAAUCUCCCCAAUAUGUACAUCAGUUUGCACAACUCGGUAUGCAACUUUUGUGUGUACCUUGGAUUGCUGUGGUGUGGGUGUACUAGUUAGCUAGCAAGGGAAGGUGGGAGGAGAUGUAAAUCAAAUCAGCUGCGCCUAGAAGAAAUACAAUGUUUGUCUUGUUCUGAUAUUACAACCAGGGGUUAGUACAAGCUCCACAGUACUCUGAAGAAACCAUUGAGGUUGUAUCUCGCUGCCACUGCAGCAGCACAGCUGAAAGACCUGCUGUCUAAGUGCUAAACAUCGCAUUUCCUCCUAUGCUGCAAUAGCUUCCCAUGGAGUGACUGAAGGGCAGGGAAGGAACUCUGACUGCAAUGCUUUCUAUAAACCUUUAUAGACCUCUGAAAUUAUGAAGGAUACAUUUUGCUUUUACGAAAAAAGAUGCUUGCUUUAAACUUGUUUACCCUGAGAAAGACUACCAUGACCAUGAAGCCUUGGAUAGGUAGGUGUGUGCGCAUGUGUGAUGUGCCCGAAUUGCAGAGCGACGCAGACACACCAAUGCACAAGUAUAAAUGCUCACAAGGCAUGUAGGUUACGGUGUCCAUUUGAGGUACAAGUAUAAAUCUGCCUUUAGUAGAAACUCAGUGGGCUGAUGGGCCUGUUUCUGAGCACUAUGAACUCUGGGUACCUCUGGGAUUUUUCUUCUAAUACCUUUGCAAAUGUGAUGAUUGUACAUAAACAUUCUUUUAGAUAGUGACUGUUAGACAUUGAGUGAUUAAUGUUCUAACUUGGGUUUCCUUCAGUGCCCCUACUUCUAGUUAUUGACUUUCUCUAGUCAACAUAUUCUGUUCACUUACUUUGCACAUCAUUAUUAAAUUUCCUCUGAAGCUUCUUGUUUGAAGGAAAAUAAAAGUAUGCAAUCACUUCCCAGCUCAGAUUCUCUGCUCCUCGUGGCCUUGGGUUUUGGAUGGCCCAGCUGGAGAAAUGAAGUGCUAUUGUGUCAAAUGCCCCUUUCAGUUAGGAAGGGCUAAGUGUUUCUUCUAAGUUUGGGUCACCUACUUGGUGGCCCUCUUGAAACUCGUGGUCAAGCCUCCUGGACUGGGGUGAAGCAGCCUGGGACCCCUUCUGUAGUGGGAAUAAAUCAGCCGCUUCAAGUAUCAGUGAGCACAUGACUGGCUUCCUGAAGCAGCUGUUUAUGUGUUUUCACCAGACCGGUGACCAGAUUCUUGGUGAUUUAGCCCGUUAUGUCCUUCAUUCGGUAUGAUAGUACCCAUUGCAUCAAAGAAAUUCAAGUAAAUCUGGAUUUUUUUAAAGCUAGUUGUACCUGUGAUUUAAAUCAAGAAUGAUCUGGUUCAUCACUCCCUUCAGGGAAAGGAGCCUGCUGUCCACCUCAUGCCCAUCAGAGCCAGCCCAUAAUGGACUUGAUCUGUCUCCUUACCUCGGUGGUAGUUAAUAAUGGGCAAUAAAUUCUGUCCUUACCAACAAUGCUGCUAUUAGCUGUGUCCAUGGCAACAUUCCUCCUAUGGAUAGACCUCCUCAAACUGGAUCUUGUGUAACACCCUCUCUCCAAAGCCUUAGAUCAACAUUCCUUGCUGGUUUCUCUGAGAAACCAAUCCUUCAUGCAACUCGAGGAUAAUUGCACCUACAUGGCACCUAGUUAUAGUCAUACAGAAUGGAAGUUGGCCCUUUGGCCCGUCUGAUUUGUGACAUUAACCAAGAUGCCCAUCUAAUUUAAUUUCCAUUUGCCCAUGUUGCCUAGUACCUUCUUCUUGUUUCCCACCUUUUGAGUGAAAAUGUUGCUCCUCAAGUUCCUAUUAAAUCUCUCUGCUCUCACUUCAAAAUUGUCCUUUACCUUUUGAUUACCCCAAUGCUGGGGAAAAGCUGUGCAUUCAGUGUGUCUAGACCACUAAUGAUAUGAUACACCUCCAUAAGAUCAUGCCAUAAUCUCCUAUAUUCCAGUGAACCUUUCUGUAACUCAGUCCCUUGGGUCCCAGCACUAUCCUUAUGAAUCUUUUCUGCACUAUCCCCAAACCAAAACUGAACCCUCAGCACUAGGCCGACAGAAAUCAUUUCACUGCCCACAUUUCAGUUUAAUCAUUAUAAUUGGCUAUUAGCCUGUGAUCACUUGCUAUUCCCUCACUUUCACCAGUCAUUUCUUUUCAACAGUGCAUCAGUAUAAAUCCUAGUUAUCACAAUUUGGCUAAAAUCAUUUUUGCACUGAGGCAGCCUAUUGUUUUGAUAUCACACAGACAAAAGCAUGAUGUAUUUUAGGUCCUACCUCGACAAAGGAUGCCACAGGUCCUCACAAGAUCUGGUCAACGCUCAACUGAAAUGACUCAUCAUCACCCUUUCACUACUGGACAUUGAACUGCUCCUGACUAGCCAACACUGUACUAGUGAAUAUUUUGUAUUCUACGACAAUCUAAAAUCCUGAAUUUUACUCCUGCAUAAGGUCAAGAUAUUAAAAGACAGUAUUAUAUAGAUACAAUAGGGUCUUUUUAAGAGGCUCCUGGAUAGGUACAUGGAGCUCAGAAAAAUAGAGGGCUAUGGGUAAUCCUACCUAAUUUCUAAGGUAAGGACAUGUUCAGCACGGCUUUGUGGGCCGAAGGGCCUGUAUUGUGCUGUAGGUUUUCUGUGAUUCUAUGUGAAUGGUACAGUCUUAUCUUCAAUUAAAACCAAAGAGGUUUAUAUAUAGAAAUUUUGGAUGGUGUCAGGAUGUUAGGACAUAUUCUGGAGUUAGGAUAUGUAGCAAAUACUAAUUCCAACAGCAGCCAUUCUUCAGAUUUGAAUGUGGAUUGCAGAUUUGAAUUUAAAAUGCAGCUCAGAACAAUGGGUUUCCUGGGGCUGCAAGCUGGGGUCAAUAGCAAACAAAGAUACACUCCACUUAGACUUCAGGUGGUGCAUAUGAAUGAAUGUGAACUAAAAUCAGUGGGGAUUAACUUUCAUUUGGGUGUCUGGAGAAUGGGUGCGAAGAAGGAGGUGUUUGAAAACUAUGUAAUUCAAAGGAAGCAUUUUAGAUACAUUGUAACUGUAGGUUUGUCCUGCAUAUUACCUUUGAUCUUUAGUAUAUAAAAUGUCAUGUAAUAUUGGGUUGGGCAUGCCUCUUCUUCCACGAGUGUCCAGAAUGCUGAAUAAACACUUUUAUAUUGACUA